AUGGGUAGAGAUACGAAUAACAACAUCUACCCUAUCGCGUGGGCUGUGGUAAAUGUUGAGAAUAAAGUUAAUUGGAAGUGGUUUCUUGACAUUCUCGUGGAUGACAUUGGAGGAGGAAAUGGUAGUCGGCUUACUAUCAUUUCAGAUGGACAUAAGGGACUGUUAGAAGCUGUGAAAGAAAGGAUUCCAGAAGCUGAGCAUAGGCAAUGUGUUAGGCACAUAUAUGCUAAUUUUAAGAAGAAGUUUGCUGAUGAACAUUACAGGAAAUUGUUUUGGGUUGCUGUAAAUAGUACCAUUGUACCACAGUUUGAAGAAGACGUGGAUGGAAUUAAGAAAUUAUACCCCAAUGCCUAUGAUCAUCUUAUUGAAAGGGAACCAAAAUCUUGGUCAAAGGCUUUCUUUGUAGAAGGGAGGAUCUGUGAUGCUAUGGAAAAUGGUGUCUCAAAAAGUUUUAAUAAUGCAAUCUGGGAUGCUAGAAGAAAGCCGAUCAUCACAAUGUUGGAAGAAAUAAGGAGGCAUUGGACACAAGAAAUCAAGUUGUCUAGGAAAAGGAAGGGGAAUUACAAAUGGAAGGGGAAGUACAACUGGAAAUGGAGUGGACAUGUACCCGUACAAGAGCCUAUACAAGAACCCGUUCAAGAAUAUGUACAAGAACCUGUUCAAGCUCCUGUUCAAGCUUCUAUUGAAGCUCCUGUUCAAGCUCCCAAAGCUUCAAGAAUUGGAAAGAUGCAUGUGCGAAAGAGGAAAGUUUCGGAACGUAUAACCAAUAUUGGUCUAAGUAAGAAAGUUUUCCCCAAAGGCGGGAUUGGUUGCAGUCAAAACAAGCCAGUAACUUUAGAAUGA
Messenger RNA from Lactuca saligna, 843 nucleotides. Lineage: Eukaryota; Viridiplantae; Streptophyta; Magnoliopsida; Asterales; Asteraceae. The record is from the annotation of a GenBank genome assembly.